Xiphophorus maculatus (southern platyfish) is the source of this 4226-nucleotide messenger RNA. RefSeq lists its product as uncharacterized. The record is from RefSeq and is a predicted model, not a curated record. Gene Ontology annotation, biological process: lipid storage; positive regulation of triglyceride storage. Gene Ontology annotation, cellular component: cytosol; lipid droplet. The transcript has 7 exons. Bases 681 to 2195 code for a protein of 504 amino acids. NCBI's taxonomy places the organism in Eukaryota, Metazoa, Chordata, Actinopteri, Cyprinodontiformes, Poeciliidae.
CAGAGAGGAUUCGGUUUGUGCUUCUGCAGCUUUAUGAAUUCAUUUUGGAAACAGGAACCGAUGUUUGGCUUAUUACCUGGUGUCCCAAACCGGCUCAAAUUCUGCAAAUUGAAAUUGAAAUCGUAGAAUACAAAGCUGAAUUCUUCAUCUUACCUCAGAGAGAUUUAAAAUCAGGAAGCAUUUUGAAUAUUCAGGGAAAGAAGAAAGUUAGUUUAAAACUUGAAUAAGCUGAGUGUGAAGUUUGAAACGGCUCAGAGGCGUGAAGGAUCAGAGUCUGGUAAAAAAACUAACGGCUCCUCAGGCUCAGAACCAGACGUUUGGUUUGAUCAGAAAUCAUUGAAUCCAGAUUUUAAACAACAUCUGGGUCUGAUUCUGUCCUGUGUAUCUUUUGGGUGUGGCCUCAGUCAUUUUAACAUCAACGUUGUAAUAAAGUUUAGAUUCUUCAUCUUUGGAGGAUUUUCAGGAAUCUUUGUUCACUAAUUGAACAGAUUAAAUCACAUUUCUGCUUAUUUCAAUAUAAUUUGAUCAGUUUUUCUUUUGGUCGGAUUAAAAAACAUAAACAUUGAAAUUUGAGUCAAUUUUGGUUUUUCCAGGUUCACAAUAACACAGUUACAAACUUUGGUCAGGAAAUGUUGAUGAAUCUUUAUGAGGUGAUUUAAUCCGGUUCUGGUUCUGGAGUCAUGAAGGCCUCUGAAGUCCUCUCAUUGGUUCUGGUAGUUCUGGCCGUCCUGGCUGGUUCUGGUGAGAUGAAGUUCUGUGACGUCCAUUUUGUUUCUCUUCAGAGGGCUGAGGAAGAAAUGGCAGAUAGUCCAGAUCACAAGACCAGCGCCCUGCUCAGAGCCUCCCAUCUGCCUCUGGUCCGCUCCGUGUUCCGGUCCGUGUCUUCCCUCCUCUCCGGGGUCAAAGAGCGUUACCCCCUGCUGGGCCUGGUGGGGGGCGUGGCAGAGGUCGGAGUUCGCGGCGUGUCUGAGGAAGCCCUGAGACGGGCCACGCCCCUCCUCCAGAGUCUGGAGCCCCAAAUCGACCUCGCCAACAGGUUGGCUCUGACUGGUCUGGACAGUCUGGAGAGGACGUUUCCCAUCCUGAACCAGUCCACAGAGGAGGUGAUGACUCACUUGCAAGACGCCUUCUUUUUGACUCUGGAUGAUGUCCAGGUGUGGGUGGUGGACGGCCUGGACGGAGCUCUGGACCAGCUGGAGCGAGCCGCUGACUCGGUCCGGACGGCCGGGCGGCAGCUGCAGGAAACGCAGGUGGGCCAGGCGGCGGUGGCGGGGCUGGACAACGUCCUGAGUCUCCUGGAGGACUCCGCCGCCUACUACUUACCCCUCCCUCCUACCCUGCGCCGGGAGUGGGAGAUGAAGGUCCAGCAGUACGAGGAUGAGGAUGACGGAGACGAGCCGGGCCUCUGGACCAGAGCCCGCAGCCUGCUGCUGAUCCUCAGCCUGCAGCUCUAUCACCGCCUGCUGAAGGCCAGGGAGCAGCUGCAGGGAGCCGCCCGGACACUGGGGGGCGCCGCCGAGCAGGCGGGUCUGACUCGGGUCCUGGAGUUAACAGGUGAGCUGCUGCAGUUCUUCCAGAGCCUCCUGGUGGCGCUGUUGUUCCGCGCAGAGAGUCUGAAAGAGGCCACACUGAGGGAGCUGGUGGAGCGAGCGGCCAUGUUGGCCGAGCUGAGCCCAGUUCGACGGGUCCGAGAACUGCCGGUUCAGAUCCAGCAGCUGCUCCACGACCUGCAACAGCUCUCCAAGAUCCUGCUGCAGUUCGUGAUCAACAUCACGCCGCUCUACAGCAUGCUGGAGCAGCCGUCGCCUCAGCAGGUGGAGGAUUUCCUGAACAAGGAGGAUUUCUCAGACAGCUCAUCGCGCCGUGGCUCAGCUAACAGCCUCUUCCUCAAGGCAAUGGACGGCCGCCCUCGCCGCCGUCGCAGCAUCUACUCGCGCGCCACCCGGGCUGCUGGUGGCCCCCAAAGUCCCGACCCGCCCAACGGGCGGCGCUCGAGCACCAAGGAGCCUUCCACCCCGGAGAUGGACGGGGCGGCCCACCCUUCCGAAGGCAACGCCCUCCGACGACCGUCCGCCACCGAGCUGCUGCUCACGCCGCUCAAACAGUUCGUGGCCCAGAGCCAGAAGGCCUUGGAGUACCUGAGCCCGAACUCCAGCGACGGCGCCGCCAUCGUCACGGAAACAGACGACUCUUAAACACCCGCCGCCCGCGGUUCGAGGCGCCGAGUCCGCCUCCCGAUGCGCCACGGCGCCCCACCGCCUCCCCCGACGACCACACGUCUCUGCCUCGGCUGGUGCUGGUUUGCGCUUUCGCGCUGAACCGCAGAGGCGUCACCAAAUUAGCACUCAGUCACUGACGCUGCAAUUCUGCUUCACACAAACCCGUUGCGAGAAAAACCCCGGAAAUAUCCGAUCACAGAGCUUUUCUCUGCACAGUGGAUGUAGAAACCAACACAGUCCUGUUGAAGCUCCAGGUUCUUUAUGAUGUAGAAAUAUUAUCAACGCCAUUUUCUUAAUCUUGCGACUUCAUCUCUCUAGCCUGACGCCUGAAGGCCUGGAUUCAAACUGACUGUCCACGUAGAAGAAGAGUAACCCCAGAUCAUGAUGCUGCCACCACCGUGUUUUAGUUGUGGUUGGUUUCAUCAGGUACUCGGCCAAAAUGUGGGAGAUUUCAUGUUUAGAUGUUUUCUAUAGCAGAAAUGUUUUUUCCGUCAUGCAUUUCAUAUUUCAUCUUCCCUAAGGGAUUUUUUAUUUUUUGCCCUUUUCUCUUUCUGAAUUUUCUCAUUUAUGAACUUUAGGGAUUUUUUUCAUCACCUACUUUAGUUUAAUCUAAGAAUUUUUUGUCAGAAUUUUGACUUUAAUCUGGAAUUCUGAUUUUAGGGAAUUUCUUUCUCACAAUUUUUACCUUUUUCUCAGAAUUCAGUCACAUAAAGCAAUUAUUUAAAUCUGACAUGUUCCUACAGGAAGUAAAUUCUCCUCCUGCUUUACUUGCUUCUGAUUGAAUCUGGUUGCUGCCUUAACUCAACAUUCUGAGUAAAAAGUCAAAUUUAGUUUUGUAUUUUAUUGGCCCUAAUCCUCUUCCGUAGUUUCUAUCCAGGUGUUGAUGAGUCAAACGUAAAACUGUGAAUUUCUGUGCAACUUUCUCUGGACUGUUUUCUUUAAGAUAUGAGAUAUUUUGUGACAUUUCUGCAAACUGGCUCUAGCUAAAAUACGCAAAUAUCAGGAAAAUUCAACUAGAAGAGCUCAGAUUAUUAUUCACUAUAACUGAUAUUAGUUCUGAAUCCAAGAAGACUAAAUGCUGAAGCUCAUAAAACCUGGAUUUUCAACAGGACUGUGUAGUUUCUCAAUCGCUGUAGUAAUCCCGUUUUACUGUACUAUAUUUAUCUGGAUCAUGGGAUCAGAGUAUUAGAAGUGGGCCGAGUACACAGCCUGGUGGGACGCCUCCUAAAUCUCAAAACUAGAUCCAAAGAUUAGCUUUAGUCAUCAAUCUUGGUUGUUUUUCAAAAGAAGCAGAAUUUAAGCCAAUCCUCUGAUCUCUGGGAUUCAUUGUGUUUGAAUAUUAAUAUGAAUUUAUCAGUAUUUAUUUCAGUAUGCUUUACAUUAACUCCAACUGGUGGUGGGCACCGCUAACUGAAAAGUUAGUCUGCUAACGGUAAAGCACUUCAGAAACACUGUAUCAAGCUAAAUCUAAUGCUAAACCACUAACUUCAAUUCCAAUGAUAAAUGCCUUACAUACUAUGUGCCUUUAAAUAUUUAUGUUUGGAUCUCGUUCAUUUUAUUUUAUUCCUGUAUGUUUCUUGUUUAUAAUAAAGUUACUGGGGGAAAAAGACAGAACAGGAAGAUGUGAAACAGAACUGCUGUGUAAACAGACUUCAAAAUAAAAGCAUGAACAUCAAUGUCUGUUUCAUUUCUUAGCAGCCAAUAACCAAAACCUCAACACAGAUGUUAAGCUUCAUCCACUGACAGUUUGUAGAACCGCUAAUAAAAAUCUAUUUUGGCAAAGCAAAGUGUGCUAAAUGUUUUCAAAGUUGGCAAAAGCGCUAAGCUAAAAAUUAGCUUAGCGCUAAUGCUAAUUAGCUCCGCUGUUAUUAUUGGCAGGUUAGCGACAUGUGCCCACUGCUGACUCUAACCCUUUUAUGUUAAUGAUUAAUAAUCAGUGUUGUAUAAAGUACUGAAAUCUCAGAGUCAAGUAAAAGUACAAGUACCUCUCCAAAAUACGACUUUGGU